GUAUGGGAUAAGAUCUUUCCAGAGUAAUAAGCAUGGUCCGAGAACGAAAAUGCAUAUUGUGUCACAUUGUGUACAGCUCAAAAAAGGAGAUGGAAGAACACAUGAGAAGUAUGCUUCACCACAGAGAACUUGAAAACCUGAAGGGAAGGGACAGCAACCAUGAGUGCCAGGUGUGCAGGGUGACAUUGGUGGGCUUGUCAGCAUAUGCCAAACACAUCUCCAGCCAGCUGCACAAAGACAAUGUUGAUGCCCAUGAUAGAGAAGAGGAAGAGAAAGAAGAGGCAGAAGAAGAAUACCUUGACAAAGAACUCAUUCAACUAAUCAAGCAAAGGAAGGAACGGAACCGGCAAACUGAACCAUGCUGUGCAAACCAAGAAUUAGAAUGUGAUGAUAGGAGAUCACAGAGAAGGCGAGAAGAAAGAGCUGCUUACAAAGAGAGAGAAGCUUAUGAUCAGUCAUCGUGGCAUCAUCAUAAUCCAUCACAGAGGGACUGGAAAUGGGAAAAGGAUGAUUAUGUUAGUCCUAGGCAAGGCAAAUUUUCACACUCUCUGAGGAACCUUAAUAUAAACAGACAUCCAGGUGGCCCGAGGGGACGCUCUGGGUGGCACCAAAAUGUUUCAGGAAACCCUUCAAAUCGGCAUAACUAUGGGAAUUCUGGAAAUGCUUGGCAUCCAAGUGGGCGAGGAGGAGGAACAUCAAAUUGGCAUCAUGGUGCCAGGGGGAGAAAUCCUACUUGGCACUCCGAAGGAACAGGUAAUUUUUCUAGCUGGAAUUCUAAGAAUUAUGGAGGAAACUGGAAAUCUAGUCCUCAUUGUGCAAACGGCUGGGAUUUCAGAAGCGCAGGAGAUGGAUAUUCAUUAGACCCAAUUAAAUAUAAUAAGGAAAGGUAUACAUGGCAGUGGCAGGAGAAGGACACCAUUGAUACUGUGCCAUAUAGAGAUCGAAAUAAUAGGCGUGAGUCACUUGAUUUUACUAGUGAUAAACUUCCUCCUGAGGGGGCCCUGGAUUUUGGUACUUCCAAGCAACCAGAUAACAAAGCCUCAAGAACCAGUGGAAAAAGUGGCAGUCCUUCCAGAGAUAAAAUGUAUCGCUGGACUCCUUACCCAUCCCAGAAAGCUGCAGAGCAGCAAUCAUGGUCUGAAGAUAACGUUUCUAAAACUCCAGAGAAAACAGAUUCUGUAUUUACGCCUCUUACUGAUUCAUCAAUGAAAGUGAAAACUAGUGAAUCCAAUGCAGGCCUCGCAAAACUUAAGAAACGGGAAGUACCUUCCCACACUAAUGUAAUCCCAGAUUACCUUGAUUCUUGCAAGGUAAUGACAGACUGUUCUAGUGGUGAAAAGCCUGACAAAGAUGAUGGCAGAAGUAGUAGGAUGCCAUCACUGAAAUCCCCUCUCCUUAAUAUCACAGACAUGAAGUCUUCUUCCCAAAAGCAGGACACACAGAAUCUCUUAAAAAAUGUCAAGCUUCUGUUAUCCUCGACUAGUGGUGAACAGCAGAAUCAUUUGAAUGCACUGAACUUGGAAACUAAGAGUUUCCCCUCUUAUGCAUCGAAGCCGCACAGUGCGUGUGCAGGUAACUUACAAGGCAACAGAGAUGUGCUUGGCAGCAGUCUUGGAGAACCUGUUAAUAACCUAAGUGAAGCACAGCAAAAACACGAAGAACUUCAAUGCAGCCGCUCCUUACAAAAUCCUCACUUAAGCUCUUGCAAGGAUACGAGUGAUCAGAAUAUGGAAGAAGCUGGGAAAGUCUCUCCGAAGAGCAAGUUCAGACUAGAUUCAUUAGAGGAUGUGAGUGAUGAUGAACUAACAGGGAGUGACAAAUCUGAAGCAAGAGUUGAAAAGUUGAGUUCUUCUGUUAGUUCUUGUUUACCCUGUGACACUCCAGAAGGUAAACCUGCUGCCUCUGAAAGGGAAGAUGAUGAAAAAAGCGCUGUUUCAGCUAUCUCUUCUGCUGAUAAAAAAGAUUCAGUGUUUCAGAUGGAAUCCACAUCAUCUCCGAGCAGUCAGGACCAUUUGCAGGUGGACUUGAAAACUACGCAGGAAGGAGAAGGUGAUGAAGAGCAUGUGAAGUCACGUGAUCACUUUGAAAUGGAAGGUUUUGAAAAUCCUUCAGAUCAUGAGCUGCAGAAGGGAGGAAGCCAGUCAUUAGGCCUCCUUCUUCCUGAUUUAAGCAAACUUGGCCUCCCUGCCUCUCUGCAAAGAGACCUGACACGACAUAUUAGUCUGAAGAGCAAAGCUGGGACACAUCUUCCAGAGCCCAAUCUCAAUAAUGCACGGCGAAUUCGGAACGUUAGUGGCCAUCGGAGAAGUGAGACUGAGAAAGAGUCAGGGCUUAAACCCACCCUCAGGCAGAUUCUUAGUGCUUCCCGGAGGAAUGUAAACUGGGAUCAAGUCAUCCAGCAGGUAACCAAGAAGAAACAAGAACUUGGCAAAGGUUUACCAAGGUUUGGCAUAGAAAUGGUGCCUCUUGUUCAAAAUGAGCAGGAGGGUCUAGAACUCAGUGAAGAGUCUGAUCUGUCUACUCUAGAAGGAUUCCAGUGGGAAGGAAUUUCCUUAGCAGUGCCUGGGUCAGCCAGAAAACGUAGCUUUUCUGAAAGCAGUGUGAUUGUGGACCGAAAUCCUCCUCCUUAUAGCUUCUUCAGUGACCAAGCCAAAACAAAAGAAAGUGAGCAAAGGCAAAUAAUUGCCUCCAGCCACUCUCAUCACUCAACAUCUGGGUAUGAAGCAAGUGCUGACAUUGAGGCUGACUUUAAACGUGAGACAUCUUCUCUUCCUUUGUCACCAUUUAUGUCUGAAAGAACUGAGACAAGUGGAAGGAGACAUAGCCUGCAGGUGUCCUCUGAGGUCACAGGCCUCACAAAACAAGAUCAGGAGAGUCCAGAUAAGAGAACACCUCUUCUUGAAAAACAAAAUGUAUUGGAAGUCUCAGGAGAAGAAAAUACUCUGGCUUCAGAUGGUGCUUCGGUUCUUGCAAUAUCUAAUAAUGUAGAUGCAGCUACAGACAGUAGCUGCACAUCUGGUACUGAGCAGAAUGACAGCCAAGGAAUUGGAAAGAAACGAAGAGCAACAGGAGAGGGAUCAUCUCCUGAAAUCCCCAGUCUAGAGAGAAAGAAUAAAAGAAGAAAAAUUAAAGGUAAAAAAGAACGUUCGCAGGUAGACCAGUUGUUGGCUAUCUCACUGAGGGAAGAAGAGUUAAGCAAAUCCCUGCACAGCGUGGACAGCAGCCUCUUGCAGGCUAGGGCUGCCCUACAGGCAGCAUAUGUUGAAGUUCAACGGUUCCUUGUAUUAAAGCAACAGAUCACCAUGGAAAUGAGUGCACUAAGAAGUCAGAGAAUCCAGAUCUUGCAGGGGCUACAAGGUAUGAGAAGCCAUGCAACUGCAGCAGAAACACUUGACCCUUCUGAACAGUUGGAGCAACUUCCCUGCAGCGUCUCAACUGAAAGAAGAAAUAGCAAAUCUCAGAUGGCAACUGACGUAAUUCCGGCAGGCUCCUUCUUGCCUCUUUUGGACACUUUGUCUCCUUCUGCACCUCCAUUGGGAGCGUCUGUCCAUGUAAACUCAUCAUUGCCAUUCCAGUCGUCUGCUAGCAUUACACCCACCACUCCUCCUGACUCCUCUGUGCAAGUUAAACGAGAGCCUGUCUCUCCAAAAAUUUCAGAAGAAAAUGUGAAUUCUGUGCUCCAGACCUCUUCAUGUGCUUCACAAGCAGAAAUGGUGGAGCGGAAGGAUGAAGAGAUCAGCCAGAAGACUUCAGUGUGUCCAGUUGUCUCUGCAACCGUAUCGCUAUCAGAGCUGACAGCUUGUUUCCAACACGCUAAUCAAGAUGUUCACAAGCCUGCUGCGGAGAGGGGAAAGGCCGGACUUGCUAAGAACCCUUCUCCUUCUCAUUCACCAUCUGGUUUUAGCAAGAGGGAAGCAAAUGAAACAGUGACUGAAAGCUUUUUGCCAGACCAGUGUAGCACUUCUCAGCCAAAUCAUUCAGUCCUUCCAGAAAUGCCAAUGGAUAAAAACCCCAAGUUGACAGCAGAACUGUGUGAACAACAGACAGCAACCACUCUAAUCCCAACAGAAAAAGGGAACAGGAGGAGGAGAAAGUUAAGGAAGAAGAAAACUCUGAGGGCAGUCCAUGUGCCGGAGAACAGUGAUACAGAACAGGACAUAAUUGACUCAAAGCCCAUCAGGAAAGUCAAGAGUGGAAAGUUCCCUAAAGGAGAAAAGGUUACUACAUCCACUCCUCCAAGACAGGAGGAUGGAGGUACUACUAUGCAGACAGCAAGAAACAAAGAUGAGAAUGGCAGUGAUACUUCUCUGGAACUAGUGGAAAUUGCAACCCCUCAGUAUGAGGUGGUUGACAUUGGUUCAUCGGAGUCGGGUGAUGAGAAACCAGACAGCCCAUCCAAGAGGGAUUCAUGCAGCUCCAUUGACCAAGGAGUCCUAGAGGCAUCUUGCUCUGGUUAUGAUGAAGUCAGCUCCACCAGUGAGAUUGGUACGAAUUAUAGGGAAGAUGUGAAAAAAAGUGUGGCUGAGACACAGACUUCCAUAUCAUCACUAAGAGGAUCAAAGAACUCUUCAGAAGCGUCUUCAGAGCCAGGUGAGGAUGAAGAACCUACAGAGGGGAACUUUGAAGGACAUCUGGCUGCAGUGAAUGCUAUUCAGAUUUUUGGGAAUUUGUUAUACACCUGUUCAGCAGACAAAACUGUUUGUGCCUACAAUCUGGUUAGCAGAAAGUGUGUAGCCAUCUUUGAAGGACACACUUCAAAAGUGAACUGCCUCCUAGUCACUCAGACAAAUGGGAAGAAUGCUGCGCUCUACACUGGCUCAAGUGACCACACUAUCAAUUGUUACAAUAUCAAGACCAAAGAAUGCAUGGAACAGUUUAAAUUGGAAGAUCGAGUGCUCUGUUUACACAGUAGAUGGCGGAUCCUUUAUGCAGGGCUUGCAAAUGGCAGCGUGGUUACUUUCAGCAUAAAGAACAACAAGCAAGUUGAUACCUUUGAAUGCCAUGGCCCUAGAGCAGUGAGUUGUCUAGCCACAGCUCAGGAAGGAGCACGCAAGUUGUUGGUAGUGGGCUCCUACGACUGCACCAUCAGCGUGCGAGAUGCUCGGAACGGGCUGCUCCUCAGAACGCUCGAGGGUCACAGCAAGACGAUACUCUGCAUGAAGGUUGUGAAUGAUCUGGUAUUCAGUGGCUCCAGUGAUCAAUCUGUCCAUGCUCACAACAUUCAUACUGGAGAGCUGGUACGGAUUUAUAAAGGCCAUAAUCACGCAGUAACGGUUGUGAACAUUCUGGGGAAAGUGAUGGUGACCGCCUGCCUAGAUAAAUUUGUUCGUGUUUAUGAACUACAGUCACAUGACCGCUUGCAAGUCUAUGGAGGCCACACAGAUAUGAUCAUGUGCAUGACCAUCCAUAAGAGCAUGAUCUACACUGGAUGCUAUGAUGGUAGUGUCAGAGCUGUGAGGCUUAAUCUGAUGCAGAAUUAUCGUUGCUGGUGGCAUGGAUGUUCCCUGAUCUUUGGAGUUGUGGACCAUCUGAAACAACACUUGCUAACUGACCACACCAAUCCAAAUUUUCAGACCCUAAAGUGUCGUUGGAAGAACUGUGAUGCUUUCUUUACUUCCAGGAAAGGUUCCAAGCAGGAUGCUGUAGGACACAUUGAAAGACAUGCUGAGGAUGACAGCAGGAUUGACUCAUGAAGCUUUUCACCUCCCACAUUGGGAAGUAAUUUUAUACAUCAGAAUUAUUCCAAAUAACAUCCAUUUCUUACUCCAAUCUUUCCUCUUUUCUUUUCCAACUUGGAAUGCAAAAUGGGAGUGGGGCUGAAAUGCCUUGCUACAGAGGCUGCAGGUUGUAUUGCACUCUGUAGAAAUAAGGCUAGUCUAUUAAGACUUGGCCCAAAUGGAAGAUUUUUGCAAGUUUUUAAUUCAUUGACAGAUAAGAAUAUCCCCCCCUCUUCUGCCUUGUUUUUUUUAAAGAAGCAUAUUCUGAGCGUCUUUUGGAAGUCCAGAGGGGUGUUGAAAACUUAGAUUACAAUAAUUGCUGGUGUUUGCAAACUCACCUUAAAAUCUGUAAAGUGUCUAGCUAAGACAUGUCUGUUUUUAUGUUGUAUCCAAUUUUUUAGCCAAUUUUAAUAAAAUUCUGCAAGUAGAAUAUCACAAAUUCUGACAAGUGUAACCUGAAUAUCCAGUGUAUGUUUUGGCUUUCUUCAUAAAAAGAAAAGGUAUUUUAUGGAGAACUAGAAUAAAUUAAUUGUUUUUUAAUGUUAACUGUAAUUUAUGCCUAUUUUUAUUCCUUGUCUAAAAAUUGCUAACUGGCACAAUAUAUACAGACUGCCCUCAAAAUUACACUUUGUAAGGUGUUUUUAGAGGAAAGCAGUCACUUCUUGAAGAGGUGUGCCAGUAGAAGUAAACCGACCAGAAGAGUGGCUACACUAACCCACUUAGUGAUCUUAGUCUCUUUAAAUAUAUGUACUUUUGUACAAGAAAGGAGAGACUAGUAUCAGCUCUUUUGUUUUACAGUCAAAUACCAGCAUAACCACUGCUAUCCUGAUACAACACGAGUUGGAUUCCUGAUUUUGUUUGGUAGUUCAUCUUGUCAAAUUGUUUAUCUUGUCAAUGAGAUCUGGUAUGGAAUCUUAAUGACUGACCUUGUAGUCCUGUCUCUUCAUGGCAUAGCAAGCUAUUAGAAAUGCAACGGCAUGAGGUGUCUAAGUGCAUCCACUUUGGUGUUUUGUUUCUGUUGUGAUGGAGCAGGAUUUUAGAGUCCAAAGUUCUCAAGCAGAAGCUGGGGUUACAAAAUGCACAUCACAUGGAAAAGAAUUGUUUCUACAAAUGCACAUAACGUACCACGGAGAAGCUGCUGCAGAUGGGAAGACUGUUUCUACUGCUCUGGGCUCCUCUGCAGUUGCCCCUUGGGGUGGCAAACUUAAUCUAAUUUGUCCAAAAAGGACAGUGAAACAUACUUCUUCCAUUUGAGGUGUUGUCUUAAAUAAUGAGACUAAUUUAGCAAAGAGCUUUUUGUUCACUUUUGCUUAACCUGCAGUUGAGAAUAAAAAAGCAGAGGUUGUUUCAAACUGUAUCCAGAAGGUAAAGAUAACCCAGCCUCCAAACUGAGCUGCUUAUAAAUUAAUCCAGUGCUUUUCAAGCAAGUAGAGUGUACUCAUUUCGCUGGGGCUGAGCCUGAGGCUCAGACAUGCCAGCCACAGACCACAUACAUUUUAUAGCCUUGUUCUUUGAUCACAAAGAAGCCUUUUUAGGCCAAGAAGGUGACUGAGGGAAGCCCAUGGGUGUUCUGCUCUGCCACUAAACAGGACUUCAGGGCCUUCUCUGAAGCACGCUGUUUGUAUGCUGUCUCGGCUGAGGAGUAUAACUUCUCUGCAGUUACUUGACCUUGAUAGCUUUUCUUCUCAAGAGGCAGGGGUAAAGUAGGAGUGAGAUACAAUAACGUCCUACUUCAAACCCAGAGGAAUCCUUGCGGUUCCAAAGCUCCUGUGGUGUUUUUUUCAUUUUGUGGGAGUUUUUUUGUUAAACUGUUUGGGAGUAGAGGAAAGAAAAACAGUAUGUGACUCAGACCUUGUGUGAGAGAGUUUUAGUUUUAUUUUUUUGUGGGUUGUUCUUUUUUUGGGGUUGUUUUUUGGUUUUAUUUUGUUUUACCAUGGUCUGUGGAUGAAGCAAUUUAAGAGAUGAUCAAGAUCAGGGCGAUCGCUGAGCGGUGUAGUUGUUUUCUGAGGCAGGCUGUAUUGCUCUAGGGUCACCCAGAAUACUUUUUUUAUUUUUUCUUUUUAAUGACCUAAACGCAGAAGACUGUGCAAGACCUAUAAACCAUUUCCAAAACUAUUGAUAUUUGCGAGUUUUUGAACCGUAAAGAGGGGGCAUGUAAAGGCGUGGAUAAACAGAGUGAACUUUUCAAGCUGUCCUUUGCAGAGGUGAACGAAGCGCGGGUGGGCAGCUGUGUGCUCUGAGAACAAGCGUGUGGAGCGUUUGUGUUGUUCUGAAAGCUGGUGCGUGAGGGUAGAUCUUAUUCCUUUUUCCUUGCAGUUCUUCAUGUUCUUUCAGCUGAUGACUGUUUUCAGGAAUGAGUACAGAUCCUUCUCGUUAAGUGUUGCAACAGAUAAAGUUAUUACACUUUAUUUGCAUUCUUGUUCGCUUAUUAGGUUUAUCUUUUGUAGUUGGUAUAAGCAGGCUUCCCUUUCGUAUAGUCCAUUUCAAGGUAUCCAAGAUAUUUCCUUAUCUGUCCUUGAAAACAGGCCUCCCCCAAAGGCUGGACUUCUGAAAUCCAGCUUUAGCUUUAGCCGUGGUGUCUUGUUAUUUGCUAGGUCUUACUAGAUAUAUCCUCAGAAUCUUAAACUGAGUAAGAGGCAGGGAAAUUGCAGAGCUGGAUGGAUGUGUAUAAAAAUUCUGCUUCAUAAGUAAAAAUUACUUGGGGGUUCAGAGGAAAAUGCUGUGCUGCUUUGUUGUCCUGAGGAUAUCUUGAAAGGAUUUGCCACGAAGCUGUCCUGCAGAUGUGAAACUCCCUAGACUUCUUUGCAGUUCCUGUUUGUUCAGCUGGGAUUGCACGCAGCUUUCCUUACUGGCUGUUUGCCUCUUCUAGAGGCAAUUGCAGACAGUAGCUGGUAAGCUAGUGUAUUAGCUGCAGAGCCAUUAAUCAGCUAUGCUCUCCCGUCUUGCAACUUAUUUAGGAUUCUGGCUUCUGAGAUACCUCCAGUCAAAGAAAGAGUGGAAUAACUUUGGGAAUGGGGAAUAUUUCUAAACCUUGGCGAGAGUAAUAUUUGCAGGAAAAGCAGUACAGCACAUCCGAAGCCUGAAUUCAAGACUGUUGUUGUUCUUUAUGCAAGUAAAACGUGGGUAGAAGAGUGAGUAGAAGGGGAUUUAUUUUGUGUUUAGCUGAGGUUUGGGGGAUUUUUUUUUAAUUAUUCAAAUGCUAAUUAAUAAGCUCUGGACUUAGUGUAUGGCUGACUAAAUAUGGCAGUCCUGUGGGGUGCAGGCCACCAUUUUCCUCUCAGCAGUACUGACAUUGUGUUUAUUAAGCUAGGACCCUCCUUAGAGGAUAUAAAGUGCUCAGAGCUACUGUACUUUGUUUUGAUCUAAAGAAUGGGCCUUGAGUUACUUACAUUGGUUAUAUGCUUCUCUUCAAAAGUGUGAGAACUGAUUGUGUUAUCUGUAUACCAUAUCCUAUCCAAGCUCAAAGAGGAGGGCCCCAGUAGCAUAAAAGUACCACGUAAGCCUGUUAUGUGGCACGAAGCUUAACCUUCCCUACCACCAGUUUCUCCACAUGUAUUGAAUCAUAGGAUAACGCUAACAGUGGCCUAUAUGCUUUAUUCCUUUUUUCUUCAAAUCACAGUGAAAAAUAACAGCUAACUGACAGUGCAAUACUGUGUGGCCUAAUGCUGCUUCUUCAGAUAUACACUAGUGACUUUUGGUCAGCGAGGGGUAUUUCUGAAGUAGACAAGGGACCGCCAGCCCCUUGUCUGUAUGUGGAAAGGGCCGGAGGGAAAACUGUCAGAUCUCUUGGUACGAAGGUGCGUCAAGUGCCCCAGCUUCUGUUUGCCGGACAGAACUUGUGUGGAUUGCGGAUUAUUUAAAGAUGCAUUGUCAAAGCGUGAGUUGACUACAAAAUAGCAGGGGUUUGGUUGUGCAGUGUAUUUGAAGCAGUGCAGUUUUAAAUGCACAUUUUCAGACUGUACACUCUAAUAUUGCUGGAUCAAGAUGUUCAAUAAUUGAAAACUCUUAACUUGCAAUAAAUGGUAGGUUCCCAGGGAUAAAAACGUCGUAUUGAGAAAAUGCUGUUUCCUCUUUUAAUUAAAACACAGGUACAGAUGAAUCCCGGUUUUCAGGAUUUGUAUGGUACUAUCACACACAGUCUGUUGUCCAGAAUUGCAGAAAAUGUAAGGAAGGAUAAUGAAACAGUUUCAGCUAUUGUUUGUAAAAUAUUUCCUAGUGAAAGUAAAGAGCAAACUUGUAUAGGUAAUGUUUUUGUUAUAUGCACCUGCCAGCUUCUUGGUUUCAUUUUGCUGUAAGUGGUAAACAGGCUUUUUGAAGAAUGAAAGUGGAAUAAAACAACAUGAUUGAGUAUUUAAUAAUUUAAACUGUGUAGAACAUGUGCACAGGUUGACCAUGUUUUCCUCUUUCAUUUUGGUACAAAGCUGUGAGCGUAAUAAUAAAACUUCGU
Molecule: messenger RNA, 10164 nt
Organism: Struthio camelus australis
Lineage: Eukaryota; Metazoa; Chordata; Aves; Struthioniformes; Struthionidae
Source: RefSeq, a predicted model, not a curated record